This is a messenger RNA of Ichthyophthirius multifiliis, 1035 nucleotides long. Its product is annotated as protein kinase domain protein. The record is from RefSeq and is a predicted model, not a curated record. Gene Ontology annotation, molecular function: ATP binding; protein serine/threonine kinase activity. The transcript has 2 exons. Lineage: Eukaryota; Ciliophora; Oligohymenophorea; Hymenostomatida. Gene Ontology annotation, biological process: protein phosphorylation.
AUGUAGAAAAUUUUAAAUAAAUAAACUACUUAUAGUUAAUAAUAUAAAGGUAUCAAUAUUUAUAAUGUUAUCAAAAAAAUUGGGAAUGGUAGCUUUGGAGAUGUUUAUUUAGUUCAAAAUAUUAAAAAUUAAAAAUAUUAUGCUAUGAAAACUUUGGAAAUUGAAAAAUUAACAUAAAAUGAUAAUUUAAAAUAUGCGUUUUCGGAAAGAAGUAUAAUAAAAAAAUGCAAUUCACCAUUUAUAAUAAAGCUAUACCAUUCAUUUGAAACAGAAAGGCAUUUAAUUAUGAUAUUAGAUUAUUGUCCUGGUGGUGACUUGUAUUCAUUAUUAUAAAUAAAAUAUAGAUUUUAAGAAGAUUUAGCAAGGAAAUACUUAAGUGAAGUUCUUUUAGCAAUAGAAGAAUUACAUGUUUAAGAUAUAAUGUAUCGAGAUAUGAAGCCUGAAAAUAUAGUAAUAUGUUCAGAUGGACAUACUAAACUAAUUGAUUUCGGUUUAUCAAAAGAAAAUAUUGGUAAAACAACUUCUUAAUCUUUUUGUGGAUCGGGUGCAUAUUUGGCUCCUGAAAUUAUUGGGGAAAAAGGUCAUAAUAAAAGUGUGGAUUGGUACUAAUUUGGUAUUUUAGCUUAUGAGUUAAUAGUUGGUUAACCACCUUUUAACUAUAUGGAUAAAUAAACUCUUUAUUUUUAUAUUUAAAAUAAAUAAGUUGAAUUUCCACAUUUUGUUUCAGACAAUGCUUAAGAUUUAAUUAGAAAUGUAUUUUUUAUAAAUUAUUUUCAUUAUUUUUUAUUUAAGUUAUUACAUAAAUAACCUGAAUUAAGAUUAGGUGGAACUGGAGGCGCAUUAUAGAUUAAAAAACAUCAAUUUUUUGAAGGAAUAAUUUGGGAAAAUGUAAAUAAAAAAUAAUUAGAUAUGCAUAUUCCUAAUUUUGAAAAUAUUAAUAACGAAAAAAUUGAUGUUUCAUUUAAAAUUAAAGAAUUAACUGAAUAAAUGUUUCCUAAUUGGUAUUUUUUAGAUUAAUAAGAAAUUACAUUAUGA